Messenger RNA from Metschnikowia bicuspidata var. bicuspidata NRRL YB-4993, 822 nucleotides. RefSeq names its product Spc34p (gene SPC34). The coding region runs from base 1 to 822 and encodes 273 amino acids. The transcript has a single exon. Gene Ontology annotation, biological process: attachment of spindle microtubules to kinetochore. The record is from RefSeq and is a predicted model, not a curated record. Gene Ontology annotation, cellular component: DASH complex; spindle microtubule. Lineage: Eukaryota; Fungi; Ascomycota; Pichiomycetes; Serinales; Metschnikowiaceae.
AUGGCAGACCCCCUACAACGGAUGCGCCAGCUGUGUGAGGCCAUUGCAAACACCCGGUUCCAGGGCCCCGGCGCGUUCACAAACGCGUUUUUGUCCAACACCAAAAUCACCGCCUUGUUGCGCGACUCUGUGCCCGGCGAAAAGGGCUUGUACAAGGUCACAAAAGGCGCGGGCGUGGCCAGCUCCAUGAUCCGUAGGCGCCGCAAAAAGGGCAGGCGCCAGGACGACGAGAACACAGGGCCCGCGUUUGUCGAGCUCAAGCACGUGCGGGUCGACGGCAGGUCCGUUUUUUUGGACCACGCUUUCUCGUUGAGCGGCAGAAAGGCCGUGCACGUGCCCCGCCUCACACCCGCCAAUGCACACACCCCUGACCCCUGGUCCUCGUCCGAGACCCACUCCUCGCCCACACGCCGGCGGCGGACGCCACAGCACAGAACGGCGCCGCAAGACUCGGGCCAAAACCACGACGUGCCUGCCCUCUGCGAGGCCAUCGAGAAAAUGGCCAGCCAGCUCCCGGGCGCGUCGGGCGCGCUGGCCCUCCGCAACAAGGCCCUCAAGGGGCGCGAGGACUACUACAAGUUGACCCAUGAAAUUGCCAACUUGACGCACACGGUGGCACAGCACAAACAGCACCUCGAGCGCCACCACGACAGCCGCCCCGAAUUGCUGCCGGUUCGAGGGGGGCUUUCGCCGUCAAAGACACUCAGUGUGGACGAGAUGAUCCGAAGGGAGGAGGAGAGAAUCUUGCAGCUCGAGAGGGAGCUCGAGGCCACUGCGGCAGACCCAGGGCAUCCAGGAGACCACGUGCGGGCCCAAAUGUAA